AUAAAAGCUCUAACAUCAUCGUUUUGUUAAUGGCACAGCAGGUGCUGUCAAAAAAAGAAAUCCCGAUCUUUCCAGUACUGUGGAAAAACUGAACCUACGCAGUCCCGCCUUGCAUGCUAGGGCCUCAUGAGACACAGAUGUACACCUUGGAAACGCCUGCGUUGCCGCAACCGGCUACAGUCACGAGACGUGAAUGUGUUUUCACUUUUCUGUUUCGUUAAUAACCUUUCAGACGAUGUUGGUUUAAUGCGACGGUGUGCUCUGCUUUUUCCGCGUAUGGAAUUGCCGUGCUGCAGUCUGAGGUGUACACGUCCUGCACACUGCUGUACAGUGAGUAGUGGACGCUUUACGUGGACGACCGCGUACAUCUGAAGGACUUUACGAAUGCCGUUUUGCGCAGAUGCGCUUGUUUUUCGAUGUUUCUUCCCCUCCUGUGCUUCCUCUGUUUUCUGAGAAAAGGAGAAAAAACUACGAGGUGGCACCCUUGUUCCCACUUCGCCUUCUACCACUCUCUGGUUUGCUCCCGGCAGGCUACCGGGUGUGUCUCUGGCCCCCCCGAGCCUAAUAGGGAUCAGGGUCGGUGAAAGGGUCUGGAAGAACGAAACAGUAUAUAACCUGCUGCACUCAGGUUUCCUCAGUUUUUCUUCAGUGUCACAUUUCGGGUAGUGGAGUGACUGUGGUAGUUCCGGAAAAUAAAUUUGCACACGAGAGACGCAACACAAAACUAAUGUGAGCAAUACUUGAUAAUCCGUGAGGUCUGAGGGGCACCCGUCGACUAAGCCCUUGAACAAGGAAACUUUCACUUGCCCCUCACUUACGAAGGACUCCCUGAGCGUGCAUUUCUUUCCCCAAAACGCUUCAUAAACAAAGCCAUUCUGCUACCAGUAAUGAAGACGCGAGCAACUCGCAAACGAAGCCGCCCUGCGAAAGGUUCUUCCGCAGGCGCGCAGGCGGCCGACACUGACACGGCAGCGACGGAGACUAAGAUGGAAAAUGGGAGCGAUGACUCGACGGGGACAGAAGUGGCGACCUUGAGAGAAGGUACCCGAAAACAAGCGGCGCGCGGUGAGAACCUAGACUGCGGAAGCAAGGGCGAAUCCACGCCAACUGCAGGCACGCACGGUGGCUUUCAGGUACUCUCCUCACUACGUGAGAAAUGGGUUUCUUGUCUAAGAACAGAAUUGGGUCUGACACUGGCGGGACACUCAAUGAGUGAGGUACCUGGUUCUUCACCAAGUCGCGCAGGCGCACCUAGCUGCGGAGUGCUAGAGCUCUGGGCUUUCUGCAUGCAUCUCGCUAAUCAACGGAAUGAAGACAAACCUGGACUAGCGCUGGAACCCAUCGGCUUGAGACUGACAGGUGUUUUCGACCUUCUGGCGGAACAGGUUACGCCAAACGAUGAGACUCUGCCCCGAAGAGGCCGACAUUUCUAUGACCUUCCCGAGUGUCUCCCUGUCCUGGAUACGUUUUCUACGUCUUCUUCGUUGACACCCGAAGGCUACCAUCUGUGUCUCUUCCGUGAUCGUGAGGACCAACAGCCGCAUGCAGUAGUCUCCAGUGUCCCUUCAGAGGGCCCUUUGUUUGCUGUUGUGUGCGCGGAUCCGGAGCUUCUCACGCUCCCCGACCCCCCCGUCGUCUCUAGAUCGGUGGAAGAACCACCGCGAAAGCAGAGAGGAAAGAAGACACGGAAAGCUGAAGGACUCGAUGCAGAUCAAGCUGCGAGCAAGGCGGAAGAUGCACAUGUGCCACUGCUUCUCUCUGCCGUUUUGCUGCACUGCGACCGUAUUCUGGCCGCGUCGUCUACGCCAACGGCUCGCGCGAAGAAUGGAACGAAGAAAUCUCGCACGGUGGAAAAGAAAACUGAGCAAAGGAGUCAGGACCCUGAAACACAGCAGAAUGAAUACCAUGUAGAAGAAGCAAAGAGAAUUCGAAGUGCUCUUGUCAACUGGCUGAACGCAGAGCUAGCUGUUGGUGAUGCGUCUCUCGCGCGAAUUGAGGCUAACACACAAAGCUGGAAGCAGAAGCGAAAGAAGGCCGUUGUAUCUUCAGAUCUGUCAGGCUUAGGCGUGCUGGUACCGUAUGACGCCGAGACGGAGACAGGGUACCGGAGUCUGGGAUUCACAGAUUCCGGCCUUAGGAAGACGAUCCUGGCCAUCAAAGCUGCCCCGAAGGAAGAGAGAGACAUGCAACCACUCGACGAGCUCUUGAAUCUUGCAGGAAUUGCAAUGGAUGAAGGAGACGUAGGGGCGGCUCUUCACCUAGGACGGAACCUCUUCCUUCUAGACGCGCCGAAUGAGAAAUGCUGCAGGAUGUUGACGCCAGCAAAGCUGCUUCUACGAAGUGCUUAUUAUUUGCUCGAGCAGCCUCACUUCGCUCAAGUUGUAGAGGUAGCUGCAGAGUUCAGAGCCGAGAAUCGGUGA
This is a messenger RNA of Toxoplasma gondii ME49, 2420 nucleotides long. RefSeq lists its product as hypothetical. Gene Ontology annotation, cellular component: nucleus. Gene Ontology annotation, molecular function: poly-ADP-D-ribose binding; histone binding. The record is from RefSeq and is a predicted model, not a curated record. Gene Ontology annotation, biological process: regulation of protein ADP-ribosylation; DNA damage response. The transcript has 6 exons. NCBI's taxonomy places the organism in Eukaryota, Apicomplexa, Conoidasida, Eucoccidiorida, Sarcocystidae. The coding region runs from base 888 to 2420 and encodes 510 amino acids.